UUGUUUUGCGCGCGCGCAACAAUGCUUUGAGAUUUUAAUUUCAAUAUUUUUUUUUCUUUCCAUUCCAGGUCCACGCUAUCGUCGCCCCAAGCAGCCAAAGGAUAAAAAUAAUGAUGAGAAACGGCCGCGCACUGCAUUCUCCAGUGAACAAUUGGCACGUUUGAAGCGCGAAUUCAAUGAGAAUCGUUACCUUACCGAACGUCGCCGCCAGCAGUUGAGCUCGGAGUUGGGUCUGAAUGAGGCGCAAAUCAAGAUUUGGUUUCAGAAUAAACGCGCUAAAAUCAAGAAAUCUUCCGGUUCGAAAAAUCCACUCGCCUUGCAGCUGAUGGCACAGGGUCUAUACAAUCAUACGACAGUGCCGCUGACGAAAGAGGAGGAAGAAUUGGAGAUGCGUAUGAAUGGGCAGAUACCGUAAGAUGGGCUGAGUGAAGAGGCGGUAGGAAGAUUUCGUAUGCUAUGAGCUAUGAGUGGUACGAUGAUGACGUCGCGUGCAAUAAAAUAGGGGCGGGCGGGAGCCAGCAGUUGAGUUGUGAAGAGGAGCCUGUUAGGAGAGAUGAUAUAAAUAAGCUUAAAGAAGAGUUUGUUAUGUGAUAUAAGUAUGUAAAAGGAAAACAAACGAAAAUUAAA
Messenger RNA from Rhagoletis zephyria (snowberry fruit fly), 627 nucleotides. Its product is annotated as segmentation polarity homeobox protein engrailed-like. Gene Ontology annotation, biological process: neuron differentiation; multicellular organism development; regulation of transcription by RNA polymerase II. The record is from RefSeq and is a predicted model, not a curated record. Gene Ontology annotation, cellular component: nucleus. Lineage: Eukaryota; Metazoa; Arthropoda; Insecta; Diptera; Tephritidae. Gene Ontology annotation, molecular function: DNA-binding transcription factor activity, RNA polymerase II-specific; RNA polymerase II cis-regulatory region sequence-specific DNA binding.